Messenger RNA from Penicillium nucicola, 1764 nucleotides. RefSeq lists its product as uncharacterized. The record is from RefSeq and is a predicted model, not a curated record. The coding region runs from base 1 to 1764 and encodes 587 amino acids. The transcript has a single exon. NCBI's taxonomy places the organism in Eukaryota, Fungi, Ascomycota, Eurotiomycetes, Eurotiales, Aspergillaceae.
AUGGCUUUCCAGGUCCCAACACACGUCCCUCGACGUAGGACCUCAUACUCUGCUCCCCAGCCUCCUCCGACUCUUGACAUACCCCCUACCUCCCCAGACCAACGCGAUGACGACACUGCCCAAUGGGUGCUGUUCUCCCCAACCGCGCGUACACACACGACCUCGACCGAUCGCACCCGCACCGCUGGUCCAUCCAGAAUAAGUGAUUUUGGUUCAUUUGCCGCAACUCCUUCAGCCAACGGUGUCGAUGAUGAUGACGCGCUCGAUGAUCAACUAGACGAAGAUGGCACCGAAUUAGACAGCCUCGACGACGGACUGCACGCCUUCCGAGUUCCCUCUCUGGGACCAGCUUCCCCCACAAGGAUGGAACAAGGCCCACCAGCGAUGCUUCCAGCCCAUGAUGGACUUGGCAGCUUCCAAGCCUCGAGUCAGAUGGUCCAAGAUCAGCUCUGGCAACAUGAACAAUACAACCCACAGCGACAGUCUUACGCCCACCUUCAACGCCCACAGCAUUCGAGUGUACAGAGGCAUUUGGAUACUGUUGAAGAGGGCGAGGCCGAUGUUGAGCGACAAAGAUGGCAAAGAAUAGAAGAAUGGCGUAUGGAUCAGAGCAAGGCUCUGCUCCAAGAGAUUGAACGGGAGACCCGUCAGCGACGGAGUAGUCGUGUCAGCCGAUCGAGUGUUCAGCGGUCUGUGGAGCAUACACCGCAAGCGAGUAUCUUCGACGAGUCCUCUCUAUCAAAGGAACUAUCGCUACCAGAGGCUGCCUCCGAAGACGACGAGUCUUUCUGGCGCCGUAUAACACGAAAGGUAAUUAGGGACCUGAUCGGAAUUGAUGACUCCUUGCUGUCCGUGAUCUUCGGGGAGUCGUUGCCGCUGGACGCGCAACCUCACGGUCAGGAAGAGCCACUCGAUAUGGAAACUGUGCUAUCCCGCGAGCCGGAGCCAGAAAACAGCGAUACGCCGAUGUGGCAGAGUAAUGUGCUCCAGAGGAUUGCCCAUGAGCUGGGUGUUCUUGUACAUCAACUUUGUGAACACCCAGGUGCGUUUACUACAUACUAUCAGAUGACAAAAGACAUCUCCGCUGAAUAUGCGGGCAUGUCCAUCAACCGUCUGUCAGAGAGUGGUGUAUCUCAGAAACCAGCCGAGUCUACUUUACAAAGCACUGGUGAGACUACUGGUGAUUCUAUGCCUUCACCUCAUUUUAUGCCCACACUUCGCGACCCCAACCGUGAACAUGAAGCGCAAUGGGGAAUCGAAGACGACGACCCAAUGGGAUCCCACUCGAUGCCUGAUGUAGCACGAGCCCAAGAGGAACAGGAAUAUUGGGAACGUGGACUCGACGUGAUGAUGGUCUUCCGCUACCUGCGAAAUCGAUUUGGCCGCCAUGGCUACAUGCCAAAUGAAGCCCAACCCCCUUCUCCAUCCCGCCGACCCCAAGAUGCAUCCCGUCGAGCGGCCAUCAUUCGACACCACCAUCCACUAGUUGCGCGUGCUCACACUCGCUCCCAGACCCAGACCCGCCGCACCUCACAGUACUCCGGUGUAACAGGCCCAACUGGUGUUUCCUCGCCCUUGUUACGUCCUCAUCUCCGUCGCCCAACCUCCAGCUGCGCCAGCCAAAGCGCUAAACUCUCCGCUAUCUCGAGCCGGCGGUCCAUGACUGGUUCCAGCCGGAAUUAUUGGGAUAUCGGUGGGAGUGAAAGCAAUAGUGCGAUUGGUGUCGGUGUCGGGGCAGGUCUCGGCACCUGGGGCGAAGUGUGA